This is a messenger RNA of Sphaerulina musiva SO2202, 4112 nucleotides long. RefSeq lists its product as uncharacterized. Bases 4 to 3885 code for a protein of 1293 amino acids. The transcript has 2 exons. The record is from RefSeq and is a predicted model, not a curated record. Lineage: Eukaryota; Fungi; Ascomycota; Dothideomycetes; Mycosphaerellales; Mycosphaerellaceae. Gene Ontology annotation, biological process: protein phosphorylation; mitotic spindle assembly checkpoint signaling; meiotic sister chromatid cohesion, centromeric. Gene Ontology annotation, molecular function: protein kinase activity; ATP binding.
ACCAUGGCGGACGAUCUGAUCGACUUCAAUGUGAUUGAAGGACAGAAGGAGAACAUCCAGGCUCUUCCCAGCGGCCGCUCCGCCAAAGCGCUGGCCCAGCUCUACUCACCACCGCUGCUGGGAGCCAACCCGACGCCGAACGAUGCGCAUGCAGAGAAGCGCGCCGAGUUUGAGAGGGAACUGGCCAACAUCGACGAGGCCGACGAUCCGCUCGACGUCUACGAUCGAUACGUCAAAUGGACACUCGACACAUACCCAUCCGCACAAGCAACACCGCAAUCACGACUACUGCCUCUCCUAGAGCGCGCAACAAAGACGUUCCAAUCCUCCAAAGACUACAAGAACGACGUGCGAUAUUUGAAGAUUUGGCUACACUACAUUCGACUCUUCUCAGAUGCGCCUCGGGAAGUGUUUGUGUUUCUGGCGCGACAUGGCAUUGGCGAGGGUCUGGCGUUGUACUAUGAAGAGUUCGCGGCGUGGCUGGAGAACGCGGGACGAUGGAGCCAGGCGGAGGAGAUCUACAAGAUGGGCAUCGAGAACGAGGCUCGUCCCUCAGAACGGUUGAUGCGCAAGUUUGGCGAGUUCGAGCGGCGGAAGGAGGCACGACCAGAGGACACAACGGAGCCGUCGAGUCCAGCUUUGCCUGCUGCGCGGCCGGCGUUGGCAGCAAAGACGGACCCUUUUGCUGCUGUGACGCCUUCUCCUACUCAACAGCAGCAGAGUAGUCGCAGUGCUGCGGGCGGCAGCAAGAAGGCGAAAAUGGCCAUCUUCACUGACGGCGGCGAAGACUCGAGACCCGCGUCUGGAAGCAGCUCGAAGGGUUGGGACAACAUUGGAACGCUUGCAGAUCGCAAGAAGGAGAAUGCCGCAGAAGUGAAGCCUAUGGCCGGGCAGAAGCUCAUGGCUGGUAAAACAAAUACUGGCAUGCAGAAGAUGAUGAUAUUCAAGGACCAGUCUUCUCGUUCAAUGCCACGACAUCUUUCCUCGCACUCGUCGUCAUCGAGUAGUAGCCAUGAGCAGCAGUGCGUGUUCAAUGAAAAGACUGGUAGGCUGGAGUGCGUUUUUGUAAACCUUGAGGCUGUUUACCCAGUGACAGGCAAUCUGGCUGUGGAGUACUGCUUUGAAGAGCUACGAGCGCGACAUCGAGGGUGGUUGGACAAGGAUUGGCGGAACGAGCAGCAGCAGCAGAAGAAGCCGAAGAAACUGACCAAGAGCGAGUCUUUCGACAUCCAGUUGGACACGCCAACGCCCCUACAAGAGCAGAUGCAACAAGAAGACGCGCCUUUAGCAAAGUCGGUCAUCAAGGACAAGCCGUUCACCAUCUUCUCCGAUGCUGACCAGGAGAUGCCUAUUUCGCGACCGACAUCGAAGCAGAAAGGGUUCAAAAUCUUUGAAGACACGGAUCUCGAACCCAGACCGCUGCCCAAGCCUGAAGUUUCCAGCAGACCUACGACAGUCACGAAAACUCUGGCAUUGAAUGACGAGAACGAUGAGAACACGCCACCUUCCAAGCAAGAAAUCGAUGCAGCCAAGAAGGCGAGACGCGAAGAACGCGCAAACCGAACGCGCAAGAUCAAGGUGAUGGAAGUCCAGCACAUCAAGAACGAGACGCAGACGAUCAAGCUGAACAUGGACUCGCCGAAGUCGAAGCCGAAGCGAAGAAAGUCGGUUGCCCCUGAACCAACAAUGACAAUCAACACUAAAGAGGCCAUGGACGAGAUUUAUGGUAUCUUCAGUGCACCCCUGCCAUCCCAAUCGGAGCAACAACGGCAGGAAGAGGAGUCUGAAGAGGAGAGUGACGAGGACAGCGAGGAUGAUGAAGAUGAUUACACGACUGGGGACGAAAGCACAGCAACGGGCAAACUCUCGGCUCCCGCGAGCGAAUAUGGCGAUGAGACGCGAAAUGAACUCCUUGGAGCGCAAUGUGACGAUGAUCGCACUGAUGUAUCAGGCUGGUCCGACUUUGACACAAGCAAGCACGUUCCAAAGGAAGACGACGAGAGCGGUGUGACAUCGGCGCAAACCACAGUACAGGACACUUACGAGGUGGACGAAGCCAUGACUCCUGUCCACGAUGAGAAUCCUCAGACCCGCUACAUUCCCGUGGCCCCAGAAGACUACGAACCGCCUGUAAUGCAGAUGCGUGACAUGAACAUAGUGCCCAAUCACAGGCUGCCUUUUAUGACGCCCAUUGUUGAGCAGACGGAGUCGUCAUUGGGUAUACCCACAGGGAGACCGGAAAAGGACUACUUUGGUGCAAAGACGCCUAGUAGAAAGAUUGGUAUGCCUGUUGGGUUUGAUGAUGAAGAUGGAGAAGACGAAGAUGAAGACAAUGAACCUCCUAGCAGUCCAUUUGAUGAUGUGACAGCUGACAUGGAUGAAGACAAACGCAGGGUCCUUCAACCUAUUCGAACGAAGAGCACCAAAGGCACGUUGUCACUUGGACAGGGCACAUCUAAAGCACAAAUUGAUGCAAAAUUAGAGGGACCUGCGAACGCGGACACUGUCCAGAAAGGUCCCAUUGUCAAGGACCUUCAGUGCAAUCCCAUGGACCCAUGUCUUCGUCAAAGCAUUCUCUCUCAGAUGAAGCCAUCUCUGACGACCUACGAAGGUUACCACGAGCAUCUCGAUGCUGUUUCAGGGAAGACGUCAGAAAUCAAGAAGUACAUCAAGCAGCUACAAGCAUCACGAAAGAGCCAAAGCCAGUCUCAGGAGAAGACUUCCAACAUACCGCCUAUGGUUGCCUUUCCCGGAGCAGGUGGCAUUUAUACCAUCAAACGAGAGCUCGGAGCCGGUACUUUCGCUCCCGUCUACUUGGUCGAGAAUAGUGCCGCGGGCUCUCUCGAAGAACGAGAAGAUCUUCUCGGUGAUGACCACGACGAUGGCCAAGAACUUUCUUCUGUUUCCACUUCACGUCUGGGAAAACUCACUCAUAGAAGACCUCUGGAGGCCAUCAAGAUGGAAGAACCACCUUCAUCCUGGGAAUUUUACAUUUUACGUGCCACACAUCGAAGAUUAGGCGUUAGUCGCGCUUCAGAGUCCAUUGUCAAAGCCCACGAAAUGCAUCUCUUCCGGGAUGAAUGUUUCUUGGUCGAAGAAUUCCGAGACCAAGGGACUCUUCUCGACCUGGUCAACAUCGCUCGCUUAGAAUCCGGUUCGAAUGGUGGCAUGGACGAGAUGUUGUGCAUGUUCUUCAGCAUCGAACUCCUCCGAACAGUAGAAGCCAUGCAUUCCAAACACCUCAUCCACGGAGACCUCAAAGGCGACAACAUCCUCGUCCGCUUCGACGAUCCAGGCAUGGAAACCGACUGGUCCAAUACCUAUUUCCCGUCGGGCGCUCAUGGCUGGUCGAGUAAAGGCAUCUGUCUCAUCGACUUUGGUCGUGGAGUCGACAUGAAGCAUUUCGAAGACCACGUCGCAUUCAUCGCGGAUUGGAAAACCACGGAUGCGGAUUGUGCAGAAAUGAGAGAAUUGCGACCGUGGACCUAUCAGAUCGAUUAUCACGGUAUGGCGGGUAUUGUGCAUUCGCUACUGUUUGGCAAAUAUAUGGAGACGAGCGCGGAUAAGGGUGGCCCUUCCUCGUCUUUGGGCGUAAGUCAUCUUGGUGGUGCGACGAAGAAAACGUAUCGCAUCCGAGAGUCUUUGAAGCGGUAUUGGCAGACGGAGAUUUGGAAUGAAUUGUUUGGGCUGUUGUUGAACCCUCUCAUGCAUGUCGAGAAUGAGGAUGGGAGGAAAUUGCCUGUGGUGAGGAGUUUGAGGAGUUGUCGUGAGAGAAUGGAGGGUUGGUUGGAGGAGAAUUGUGAGAGAGGGGUGGGAUUGAAAGGGAUGAUUUUGAGGAUGGAAGGUGCUAUACGCGAUCGGAAGAGGAAGGGUGUGAGGUCUUGAAUUGUUUGAGGGCGGGCGGGUGAAGCCAUUCUCUGUCUCUCUCCUGUCUCGGUCCUUUUUGGCGUUUGAUGGAUUUUGAUGAUAUCCACGUUGGCAUAUUGGGGUGCAGGAGCGAGUGGAUUGUAUAGAUUUCGUAUCUCGCAUCAUCAUCAUCGACUUUUGAAGUACAGGAAGAAAGAGAUAGACCCUCUACUAUCUCUUCAAAUUCUCUUCCAGUUGAAUUCAAG